Messenger RNA from Drosophila subpulchrella, 4142 nucleotides. RefSeq names its product protein held out wings (gene how). The transcript has 8 exons. NCBI's taxonomy places the organism in Eukaryota, Metazoa, Arthropoda, Insecta, Diptera, Drosophilidae. Gene Ontology annotation, cellular component: nucleus. Gene Ontology annotation, molecular function: mRNA binding. Gene Ontology annotation, biological process: regulation of mRNA splicing, via spliceosome. The record is from RefSeq and is a predicted model, not a curated record. The coding region runs from base 355 to 1563 and encodes 402 amino acids.
AGAGAUCAUUCGUCGAAAAUUAAUGGUGGUGUUCGGUUCUGCGUCGCGCAAAGUCUCUAAAAGUCUAGGAAAACUAGGAGGAAUCGUUCAGUAAAAGUCCCGAGAUCCGUUCGCAAUUCCCCGACUCGAAUAAAACCAAUAUACACAUAUAUCAAAUAAACAAAUAGAAGGAAUCCUCAGAGAAUAACGUGUUAAAGAUAGCAAACAUAAGAAGUGUGCAAUAAGUAAAGAAAGCAGAGACCCAAGCUCAAGGAAAGUUGAAAGUUGUAAACCAGAAUCUCGUCGAGAACAAAAACAAAAGUUCCCCCUCAAAAAAAAACCACAAACGCACACACACACACACACGCCAGCAAAAUGAGUGUCUGUGAGAGCAAAGCCGUUGUGCAACAGCAACUGCAGCAGCACUUGCAGCAACAGGCCGCAGCAGUUGUUGCGGUGGCGCAGCAGCAGCAGGCCCAGGCCCAAGCUCAGGCCCAGGCUCAGGCUCAAGCUCAGGCCCAGGCUCAGGCGCAGGCGCAGCAGCAGCAGGCGCCGCAGGUGGUGGUCCCCAUGACCCCGCAGCAUCUGACCCCGCAGCAGCAGCAGCAGAGCACACAGAGCAUCGCCGACUAUCUGGCCCAGUUGCUCAAGGACCGCAAGCAGCUGGCCGCCUUCCCCAAUGUCUUCACCCACGUCGAACGGCUGCUGGACGAAGAAAUUGCACGCGUGCGCGCCUCACUGUUCCAGAUCAAUGGGGUCAAGAAGGAGCCCCUGACUCUGCCCGAACCCGAGGGCUCUGUGGUGACGAUGAACGAGAAGGUUUAUGUGCCAGUCCGCGAGCAUCCAGAUUUCAACUUUGUCGGUCGCAUUUUGGGACCCCGUGGCAUGACCGCCAAGCAGUUGGAGCAGGAGACCGGCUGCAAGAUCAUGGUUCGCGGCAAGGGUUCCAUGCGCGACAAGAAGAAGGAGGAUGCCAACCGUGGCAAGCCCAACUGGGAGCAUCUGUCCGAUGACCUGCAUGUCCUGAUAACCGUCGAGGACACCGAGAACCGUGCCACGGUCAAGUUGGCCCAGGCCGUCGCCGAAGUACAGAAGCUGCUCGUGCCGCAAGCCGAAGGCGAAGAUGAGCUAAAGAAACGUCAACUUAUGGAAUUGGCGAUUAUUAAUGGCACUUAUAGGGACACAACAGCGAAAUCUGUCGCAGCUUUUUCAUGCGUUGGCUCUGCUUCUUAUCUGUAUCCCGCAGUGUGCGAUGAGGACUGGCGCCGCCUGAUGGCCGCCUCCGACAGCCGCCUGCUGACGCCCAACGGCCUGCCCGGCCUUGCCGCCCAGAUCCGCGCCCCCGCCACCGCCCCGCUGGGCGCCCCCUUGAUCCUGAACCCCCGGAUGACCGUCCCGACAACGGCGGCCAGCAUACUGUCCGCCCAGGCCGCUCCGACAGCCGCCUUCGAUCAGACCGGCCAUGGCAUGAUCUUCGCACCGUACGAUUAUGCGAACUACGCCGCCCUCGCCGGCAAUCCUCUGCUCACGGAAUAUGCUGAUCAUAGCGUUGGUCGAUAUAUGCAUGCCGGCUCCGUCUUUUGAACUUCUCUUUCUCACUCUCUAUUAUUUUUCCCUUGAACAACAAAAACAGAAACGAAUUAUAGAGGAAACCCCCACAGAAAAUAUUUAGGCUAAAGUUAUAAAGUUACAGUCACACACAAAAACUGGAACAGAAUUAUAUACACACACACACGCACACACAUAAAUGUAUAGACUGUAUAUAUUUUUAAACUUAAAUAUUUACCUAGAAACAAAAACAUAAGAGUAAAACGGCACAACAAACAGGAAAACAGAAAUACUCAAGAAAAAAGAAACAAGAAAACAAAUCAAUCAAGAAAAUUAUUGCUCGACAAUGAAUUUGUUUCUAAAAUAUUUUAUAGUAGAAGAUAGGUCGCAAAGGAAUACAUUUCUGCAAUAUGCAAUAUUGGCAAAAAUAAGUGAUUUUUAGGCCCUUAAAUUGUAGUUGCUUUAAUCUUAACUUUAACUUUUAUGAUUUUCAACCCGAAACAUUUUUAUAUGAGUAUAUUCUAGUUGAGAGGAACAACAACAGCGGCAGCCAAAGCAAGUUGUUGAUUUUCGUUUUUUGGAACCAAUGAGUAUUCAAAUUAAAGAGGGCUAAACUUUAUAAUUUUCUCUUCUAAAAAAUAACCCUAUUUUAGUUUUGUGGUAUGAGGGUCGAGUCAUAAGUGCAAUUUAGUUAAGUAUCUGUUUUUUAUGUAGUUUUUGUAGUGAGUGUUGCGAAGGGGGGACAGUAUUUAUGCACAAAUGUACCUAACGAAGAGCGAAAAGAAAACCGUUUCAAUUUUUCCAGCCAGUGCCAUUUCUCGUCAAAACCAUAUACUUUGAUCAGAAUUGCAGAAAAGCUUUUUUUUUAAAUAUACACACAUUUAUAUUUAUGUAUCUCGUAGUGGAGAGGAGCCUUGAAUCAAGUUGGUGCUUACAUAAUUACUUCAAUUAGAUCUAAGUUUAGUCGAGGCUCGAAGGCAGCCGUCCAAGAACAGAAACCAUAAUCCAGAAUCAAUUGAAUGCACGCCUAGUCAGCAAGCUGGAAGAACAAAAUGCUUAAGGAACAAUAAACAUAUGAACACAAUAAUCAUUUCUAGAAUUUAUCCACAAACCGGAGACGAAUAUACCUUAGAAUAAGCGGCUUGAAAAUCACUUAUUUUGCAGCCAUAACUUAAAAUCAGAUAAAAUAUCGAAUACACAGGCACAGAUAUAAACGACUCAUUCCAAAGAAGCAGAGAAUUUAAAUGUUAAAAAGUUAAAGAACACCGAAAAACAGGUCAAUUAUUCCCCCUCUGUUGGCAAUUGGCUUCCAGCAAAGGCAAAGGCAGCACAGCUUCAGUUUGAGCAAGCAUAUGGUAGAUGUAAGGAUGUAUGCAAUAUCUUUUACACCUAAGUUGUAUCUUGUAGCGAAUAUGUUCACAUCUAUUUAUAUAUAUAACCGAUAUGCCUAUGCAAACCUAUAUCUACAUGUAUCGUAUCGUAUAUUUUAGUAGGCGCCAUUAAGCAGCAGCGUCGUUUGGCGACUAACCGCGAACACCCCUAUCAGCGAGCAACGGUCGGAGUGCCAGCCAAGCCGGCGGGUUUCAUUGAGAUACAGUAAAUCGGUCCCUAAACCCAGAAAGCAACCUCUUCUUAAAUCACAUCAUGUCAGCAGAAGCAACUUUAAAUAACUUUUAUCAAUAAUAUCCGAAAAAGAAAGAAACAAACAAACAAUUACGAACAACAGAAAUCAAACGAUUGCGUAUGCCCGCCCAUAGAUUACGUUCACCGGGCAACCAAUCAAUUUAGUUGAAUUAUUUUUACCUUUGCGCUAUUUAUUUUGAUAUCUAUGCUGCUCAUUAAGUCCCUGCUCCACCCAUCCACCAAUCCAUACUGUAUAUCCGAUGAAACCUGGCCGGAAACGUUGGCCAGGCCAGGCCGCUCUGCCCUGAUCAGAGUUCCGAAAACAAUUGUCAAGCGCACCGCCUCCACAGGUUAGUUGUGUUUCUACUCCCUUAUUUAUUUUAUCAAACUAUUAUUUUCUUUAUGUGUUAUAUCUUUUCACCGGAAUAAAAUGCAAAUGAACUUUGGCGUUCCCUUGCAUUCUAUUUCGAUUGCGAGUUUUGAAACAACAAGCAAAACAAAAUUUUGAUAAAACAAAAGUACAGACACAUGCAAAAUCUAUCAGUCCAUUUAGCUGAAGAUGAAGAGUUUAUUAUCAUUUUAUACGAAUAUAUUUAUACACAAAUUUUUAUAUUAGUUUUCCUUUGUUUUCACGUUAACUUGUGCCUUUGAUGUUUUACAUACACUCAAAAAAAAAAAGUAGAAAAGAACAAAAAAAAGAAGAAAGGAAACAUUUUAGUAGAUUUUUAUUUGUAUUACUCUUGGAUAAGCCAUAUAUUUUAUUGAAAACAAAAAGCUCUUUACGAGAUAUGAAUUUUACAUGUGUAUCCUAGGCAUAAGUCCCCUGUUUAGUCUGUUAAGAUUAUAUGAUUAUUUUGUAUUAUGCGUUCGAAUGUAAAUGUUGCAAUUGAACCGAAAGUGUACCACAAAGAAAUAAAGAUCAAUGAUUUUUGUUGAAAUGAAAACAAAAAACCUUAAAAAAAAUGAACACAACAAAAACAAACAAAACAAAA